AUCUCUGUAGCACGAGGGGAGGUACAAUGGAAAGUUUGACGUGCGAGCUGCGCGAAUAGUUGACAACUUUCUCCUCCCGUCGCGUGUUUGCCCUCGCCGCGCGCGGCCUCAUGAAUAUUAAUGAGGUCACAGUGCAUCUGACAGACCAUGUGUACGAGAGGUCAUUCAUGGCGGCACCAUGGCGCAGGCAGUAGCGUUGUGGUUGUUUCUCACUGGGAAUUUUCUCUCCUACGGGAACCCUCUGCCGUCCCAGAAUUCCAGCGUUCCCUUGUUCUCCUGUGCUUGUGAUGACUGCCCCGACUCUACCUGUGAAACAGCAUCCAAGUGCUACACUGUUGCCUAUAAGGAGGAUAACGGGGAGGAGCAGUACUGGAGGGGCUGCUUCGAGGAGGACUCCUCCCAGAUGAGCUGCAAGAUCGAGAACCUGGAGUACAAGCUGGCGCUCGCCAUCGAGUGCUGCACGGGCCAACUGUGCAACAGCGACCGGCGGCCUCAGAUCCCUCACGAAGAGCCAUACUCGGAGCACAACAUGCAGGAGUUCUGGCCCAUCGUCAUAGCAGUCGUGGUUCCAAUUGUCAUCGUGUCGAUGCUGAUUGGGAUCAUUUCUCUCAGCUGCCGCCAUUUCCACAAGCGCCGCAUGGACGCCCUCCUGGUGCAAGAGCGCCGCCUGCUGGAUGAGGAUGGUUUGCGCGUGCAGCACGUGGGCGAGAGCACUCUGCAGGAACUUCUUGAUCAUUCUUGUACAUCUGGCAGUGGGAGUGGCCUCCCCCAGCUAGUGCAGAGAACUGUAGCAAAGCAGGUGUGCCUUGUGGAGUGUAUAGGUAAAGGAAGAUAUGGUGAAGUAUGGCGAGGGCGAUACCAUGACGAAGAUGUUGCUGUGAAAAUAUUUUCAUCUCGAGACGAACCAAGCUGGUCACGUGAGACAGAAAUCUACAACAUGUGCCUUUUGCGGCAUGAGAACAUCCUUGGAUAUUAUGGCUCGGAUAUGACAUCCCGGCAUUCAUGCACGCAGCUGUGGCUGAUCACCCACUACCACCCUUAUGGCUCCCUGUAUGACUUUCUGCAGAAAACCACAUUAGAUUACGAGCAAAUGCUCAGUCUUGUGCACUCUGCGGCAGCAGGUCUCUCGCACCUCCACACGGAAAUCAUAGGCAACAGAGGCAAACCUGCCAUCGCACACAGGGACAUGAAAACCAAGAACAUUCUGGUCAAGACGAACAUGACGUGUUGCAUUGGAGACCUUGGACUGGCUGUCAUUCACCGCCAGCAGGAGAAUGUUCUGGACUUGGGUCAUAACCAGAAGGUUGGUACAAAACGAUACAUGGCUCCAGAGCUUUUGGCAGAAACACUGAACCCUGAUUUCUUUGACUCUUUCAAGUGUGUGGAUGUCUACGCUUUUGGACUUGUCGUCUGGGAAGUAGCACGACGAUCAGGAGAGUAUGCAGAAGAAUACAAGCCACCAUUCUAUGAGUGUGUCUCAAGCGAUCCCAGCUUUGAAGACAUGAAGAAAGUGGUUGUCAUAGACCAGACACGACCUGUCAUUCCCAACAGAUGGUCGUCAGACCUGCUCAUGAGCCAGAUGUCCAAGUUGAUGAAAGAGUGCUGGGCACAGAAUCCAAAGGCACGCCUGCCCAUUUUGCGGGUAAAAAAGACUUUGUUCCAGCUACUGAACUCUUGGCAGUUACAGCGCAAAGAAGACAGAAACUUGAAAAUAGAGAAUCUGGAGAAGAGUGUGUGAAAGUGUGCAUAGUUCGUUAUGGAGUAAUACUUCAAUUCUGUCAUGGAUCACAGAGGUGAACACGACCACAGUGUGGCUUUUGAUUAUCCUGCAUAUAAGCAAACGGUUGGACUGAGGCAACAUUGAGGUGAAUCUCAUGCAGUGUAGGCAGAGAAGUCCUCCCAGAAAAAUCUGCAUCCUACUUUGGGCUGUGAAGCUAGGUCCACUAGGAAAUGCUGCAUGAGGGAAAGAGUUUCUGCAAAUAAGAAAUUUUUGACCUUAUUCUUCAGGAAAGAGGCAGUUGAAGAUGAUAAAGUGAGGAAAAGUUAUGCUCAAAGCCGCUGGUGUUUACACAAGAAAAUUGCAGAUGUUAUGAAAAAAGUAAAGUAAGGAGAUUUAUCACUAUAAUUCCUUGUUACCAUUGGCCACAAGGAAGAACUUGGUGUUUUGGUUAGCUCCCUUGCAGAAUUUGAACAUCUGUAGAGGUCACUUGUCUGUUCACAAUGAAUAAUUAGAAGUUGGUGUGUUGGUGGUGGGUAGUGGGAGGAAUAUCUGAAGCACAGGAAUGGAUUCUUUUGUUCUUUCUGACAGGCAUAAUUUAGCAUAUAGCAGAUAUGUCAGAACUCUUUUAGCAUACACUUGAGUUUUCUGUUUUCCAGUCUGUGAAUUCUGUUAUUGUGCCCCAGCUAUUAACUGCUGAUGUUUGAAUGAAUGCAGCUGUAAAGUAAAACCAUGGAAACCCACCUCAAACAAGUGCCUUUCAAAAGACAAAAGGAAAUGUGGACUGUAAGCAUGACUCUUCACCGACUCACUUUCUCCUCUAGGAGUUUGCCUCAUGCCAUGGAUAAUCAUUAGUUGUCUCUGCCAUUCUGAUGGCGGUAGACAAUAUGUUUAGAGCCGUGAACACUUGAACAUGUAUCAAGUUUUAAUUUAGGAGCUUAGCGUAUAAUUAUCGAUACAAAGAUUACUUAGCAGUCAGAGAAAGCCAUCUUUAUUAUGAUGGGCAAGGCAUAUAUUUUCCAUUUCUUUAUUAUAUGAUCAAAAUGCCAAAACUGUGAGGCUAACCAAGUAGCCUGCGAGUCGGUGGUCUUAACUGGUGCAAUGUAGGAGUUAAAUAGAAACAAAACAAAAUGUGAUUUUACACUUGUGGCAUGUUCACAGUAGAAAAUAAAUUACAUACUGUUUUGUUUUCUUCACAAAAUAAGUGUAUUUUCUACUUUAUUGACAAUAUUUAUUGUUUGUAGUGUUAUAAAUAUGACUUUUUCUCAAAAUAUGAGGAUGUUUAAAUGACCAAAACACCAACAUUUUAUCAGAAUUCUUAUUAAUAUCACCGAAAUGUGAGGGAAGUUAGCCCAGUCUGUGAAUGCAUUGAAAAUCUUUAUAGCAAAGUAGUCAGAACACUUUGUAGUACUGUUAAUAAGGUAAAAAUUUACUGCAACUGCUUUCAAGCACUUCUUUGUUAACAUUGAAAAAUUGUGAAACAAGGUCAAGUCAGUACAUGCCAACAGUGUGUUUGAAGACCUAACAUAGGCUGUUGGAUGCACUUUGUGAGGAUUAUAUGUGAUUUUUUUUUUUUUAUAUAAACUACAUUUUAUUUGAAAAUUUUAACAUCAUAGGCUUACAGAUUAAAAUGGUAUGACUGAACUCAGGUCACUUAGUAUAUCAUAGAAAGAUAUUAAGAUAUUCUCUGAUAAUGAUACCGGCUUUGGUUUUAGGAGACUGAAUAUAAAUUUGUGACUCCAGAUGCACGUAGUUAUUAUUCUGAAUGAUAAAAUUCUGAAAGUUUGUGCAUGUUGAAUCACAAGCACAGUCUCUUUUUUCCCCAUUCCCCUGCCCCCAACACUUCCCCCCAAAUUUGUUGUAGGCAUUUGCAUAUCAAAUGGUGAGAUUUUCAUCACAUGGGUGCAAUUUUGUGAAUUUUCGAAAGAAUAUGUAUGUGUGUACAUGUAUGAUUGUGUGUGUGUGUGUGUGCAAAUGUGCACAUAUUAGUGAGGGAAUGAUAAGAUUAUUACACAGUUUAAUUGUUAUGCUGUAUAUCAUUGUUAAUCAUUUUUCUCACAAGUGUAUCCUACAUUCACCAUGAGUCGGUCCUUUGAUGCUUUGAAAGAUUGGUUACCAUUAGCACAUGUGCUGUCUGUCUUGUUUCUUACUUGUAGCGAAUCCCUUCUGAAGGGGUACCAGUCUGUGGAUAUGCAAUAAUACAGCGUGUGUGUGUGUUUGCAUACAAGUAUACAUGUAGGGAUAUGUUUUGUUCCGUCCAACUUCCUACACAAAUACAUGUACCAGCAGAUUAACUUAAAGCACACAUAGACAAAAUAAGUAGGGCUUUUUAUUUGCUUUAUUGGAAAAUCAGGUGCCUUGAUAUUUUCGAAAACCAGCUAGGAAAAAAUAUUAACAAGAUAGAGCUUCCAAGUAUACACAGUCAAGUCUUUUUGGCAUAGGUCUACAAAUUACCAUCCUGGUUUUCCUUUCUGUGCCAUUCCAUUCAUCCACAAUGAAAGUUACAGUAAAUACUCUUAAAUAGGAUAUCUGAAUUGUAUUCUGUAAAAGAUAUUGAAAUUCAUGGUCAUUUUGUGUGUAAGAGAGAGGAAGGACUCAAUAAUAAUUUCUUACAGACAAAAGCAUAACUGCUGAAGAGACUGUAGAACAUGCAGUCUGUAGAAAUUCACUGCAGCACAUUUGGGAAGUCUGGCAUUUAAAGGUUAGAGUACAAGAGCUUCUUAGACCCUCUUAAAGUGGAGUCUUAAAGUCUACAUAGUUUGACACAUUGUACCAAUGUGUUUAAAUCUCUUUCACAUUCAAUUUCGGAAGUUAUGGCUGUCUAUUUCAUUCCUUGACUUUGGUUCUACAACGAACAAUCAAAUGACUUUAAGCAAGGUGUGGGCAAACUAUGGACCACUGGCUUUGGACCGGACUGUCUGCAAAAAUAUGAAGUGCACUUGUUUUCAUUUUUAAUUUAUUCAGCCUAGGUUAAUUUUAUUAAACUUAUUAAGUAAAACAGCGUUAGAAAUUGGCAAUCUGUAACAUUCUAACACAAAGUACAAAGAUAACAAAAAUCAUGGCUGAAACCUCUGAUGUAGUUCUAGUGAAGAAAAACACUUCUAAAACAUAUUUAUCUUUUAUGUUUCCUGUAAUGCCAAAAUAUGGCCUGCUAUAAGGAGAGAGUGAAAUGCAUCGAAUACUAAAGCAAUACUAAUGCAAAUGAUGAUAGAAGCAAGAGAGUUAAAGAGAUUGAUUAUAAAGUUUAUUUCCCAGGCCAUCAUGGUUGUCUCCAGAUAUACUGUUUCAUCCAGCCUAUGUGUGUUGUGUGAGAGAGAGAGAGCAGGAGACUUGAGGGAGUAAUUCUGAUUAGAAUGAUGGUGAAUAAAUUUGUAGGAUACAUUUGAUGCCUGCUGGUGUGUGCUUGUGUGACUUCACGUAUGUAAGCGCCUUGAGCCUGCCUGUGUUGGUGAGAAAAGGUGCUCUGUAGGUAAACAUUAUUAUUAUUGUUGUUAAUCUUUUUCCCCCUCCCAGAAUCCCCUAUGUCAACAGAAAAUAUGAAUUAUAAUGUGAGAUGUUGAUCAUCAUCAGUAAAGUUUCUACAUGCUGUAACUGUUCUUGACUUAUUUUGCCUAUUUUUUUUGUUUUUUUUCGUAUGUGAGAAAAGAGAUUUUAACAGAUGUCACUUGCCCUCACUGUUCAGAUUUGCUCCACCUGAAAUUAUUGUUCACUUUAAGUACUGUGAUGUCUUUCGUCUUACUUUGUUAAUUAAGUCGUUUACUGUUUUUAGAUGUGGCCAUGGUUGGGAUUCCUCUGUUUGGAUGGAAUGUGUCUACCUUCAUUGUCAGGUUAAAUGGUUUGGGUAAUGUGUGAAUGCCUGCAAGACACAUAGAAAAAAAGUUUUCACAAAGUUGUAGAUAUUCAUGAUUUGUCAUUAUAUCUUGUAAAUAAAAGUACACUUCAUGACCGGGUUGGCAUGAAAACAGAAAAUGAAGAAAUAAAAUAAGUUAUUUAAGAAAAA
Messenger RNA from Pomacea canaliculata, 5717 nucleotides. Its product is annotated as activin receptor type-1-like. Gene Ontology annotation, molecular function: transforming growth factor beta receptor activity, type I; SMAD binding; ATP binding. The record is from RefSeq and is a predicted model, not a curated record. Bases 179 to 1738 code for a protein of 519 amino acids. Gene Ontology annotation, cellular component: plasma membrane; BMP receptor complex. Gene Ontology annotation, biological process: protein phosphorylation; BMP signaling pathway; cellular response to growth factor stimulus. The transcript has 9 exons. NCBI's taxonomy places the organism in Eukaryota, Metazoa, Mollusca, Gastropoda, Architaenioglossa, Ampullariidae.